AGAAGAUGUGUGCUCCUCUGAGUGGGAACUGUUUGUGAAAGAGUCCAGAGCCUGAGCGGUCAACUCUAAUUAUCAGGUGUCGUGAGCAGCUCACAGACCCCGACUGGACGUCCGCAGGCCUCUUCAUCUGAAGUGCAGCCAGAGGAAGAAGAACUCUUGUGGCUCUUGUCAAGCGUGGAGGCCAAAGUGAGAGAGUGUGUGAGAGAGAGAGUGUGAGAGAGAGUGAGAGAUGGACACAUGCGCCUGCGCUUUGGAGCUGUUGGGGAUGCUGGUGUAUGUUGGAGCAUGGCUGUGCACUUUAACCACCACUAUCUUACCGCAGUGGUUGACCAUGUCCACUGCGCUGCUGCCCGUAGAGAGCUACGAGCUGGGCCUGUGGGAGACGUGCGUGGUCCAGGAUGUCGGUGGCAUGGAGUGCAGAGCUUAUGACAGCCUCCUAGGCCUUUCCACUGACCUCAAGUUGGCCCGCAUCCUCAUGUGCACAUCCCUCGCUGUGGGAAUGCUGGGGAUUCUGGUGGCUAUACCUGGACUUUACCUGGUGAACAGCUGUGUAGAUCACGGAGGCUACAGAACCAAGAGGACUUUGACCAUCACAGGAGGGGCGCUGGGGAUGAUUUCUGGAGUGCUGUGUCUGAUCCCCGUGUCCUACAUGGCCCAUUUAGCCGUGAUACAUUUCUUUGAUGAUAAAGUGCCCGACGUGGUGCCACGAUGGGAGUUUGGUGACGCCUUGUUCUGCGGCUGGGCCGGAGGAUUUCUUCUCAUAGUGGCUGGGCUCCUUCUGAUCACCUCCUGCUCGUGUUCACAGGUGGAGCCUCAGCCUGUGCUGCAGCGGAGAUACCAGGUCAUGAGCGCGGAUGCUUCCUUCAGGAAACGCACAGAGUACGUUUAAGGGACAAGAAUUACCUGCAUAGAGACUGACAAGCACAGCAACACAAAUCACAUGUAGAGCUGCACUUCAAACUGCUUUAGAAUAAUGAUGUAAAUAUAUUUGGUUUUAUAUCAAAGACAACGAGUUGCUUUAUCACUUCUGAUCAAAUGUUUUGUAAAAAAUACGUGCUGCAUCUGUUUUUAAUGACUCACCUGCACAAUCCAAUCCAUUACAUUUUAAAAGAGCCUGCUGUGAUCAGUAAAUAAAUGAAUAUUUUUUUAUGUUUUAUGUUUUAUGAAAUGCUUUAUAUUCCUUAUCCUGAGGUGGAUUUAUCCAUGUUAUGUUAUUUCAAGCUUUUAAAAUGCUGUGAUUCGUUUUUCUCGAUACUAAAACGUAGAAAAAGCACAAAUUAUUCAGUGCCUGGUUACUUUU
Molecule: messenger RNA, 1300 nt
Organism: Larimichthys crocea (large yellow croaker)
Lineage: Eukaryota; Metazoa; Chordata; Actinopteri; Sciaenidae
Product: putative claudin-24
Exons: 1
Coding region: 230-889 (219 amino acids)
Cellular component (GO): bicellular tight junction; membrane
Molecular function (GO): structural molecule activity
Source: RefSeq, a predicted model, not a curated record